Molecule: messenger RNA, 1356 nt
Organism: Fusarium falciforme
Lineage: Eukaryota; Fungi; Ascomycota; Sordariomycetes; Hypocreales; Nectriaceae
Exons: 4
Coding region: 1-1356 (451 amino acids)
Molecular function (GO): hydrolase activity, acting on carbon-nitrogen (but not peptide) bonds, in linear amidines
Source: RefSeq, a predicted model, not a curated record
AUGGGUUCACUCAGCAAUCUACCUCCCUUCAAAGUCAGCGAGGCCCGUCUCGCCCAGUCACUGCACGAGAGUUGCCAAUUUGGCGCUGCACAUAGAUGGGGAAAGGCCUCUACUGAGACCGGCAUGGCUCGACUGAGCCUUGACGACUCGGACAAGCAAGUCAGGGACUGGUUCAUGGCCUACGCAAAGUCUCUUGGCUGCAAGACUUUUUACGACCAGAUGGGCAACCUAUUUGCCAUUCGGCCUGGCAAGAACAACGAUGUUCCGCCCAUCAUGAUGGGUUCUCACUUGGACACUCAACCUACUGGUGGCCGUUACGAUGGAAUCUUGGGCGUAGUGUCUGGCCUCGAGGUCCUCCGAACUCUGAAUGACAACGGAUGGGAGACUGAAGGACCCGUCGGCGUGGUCAACUGGACAAAUGAGGAGGGUGCUCGAUUCCCCAAGAUGGCUGUCUCAUCAGGUGUCUGGGCCGACGUGAUUCCCCUCCAGACCGCAUGGGACCUGAAGGAGGUCCUGAGCUUGGCCACCGAUGGCAACCCCAAGUCGAUGAAGGAAGAGCUCGACAGGAUAGGAUACACAGGCGAGCACGCGGCAUCGUAUCGCUCGAAUCCAUUCGCAGCGCACUUUGAGCUCCACAUCGAGCAAGGACCCAUUCUAGAAGACGAAGGUCUCAAGAUCGGCGUUGUCCAUGGCGUCCAGGCUUUCAAGUGGUUCAACAUCACCGUCAAGGGCAGGGACAGUCACGCUGGUACAACCCCCCUAUACGCCCGCAAGGACCCCGUCCUCUGCGCAUCCAAGAUGCUCGUCGCCGCCAACGCCAUCGCCAAGCGCUUCGACGGCCUUGCCACCACCGGAAUCUUCACCACCGACCCCGGAACCGUCAACACAAUGUCUCACACCGUCACCUUUACCCUCGACGUGCGCCAUGUCAAGGACGACACACUAGCCCAAAUGGUCAAGGAGUGCGAGGCCGAGUUCCUCCGCAUCUCACGCGACGACAGCGAGAAGGGUUGUGAGGUCGAGUGGGAGCUGCUUGUCGACAGCCCUGCCGUUCAGUUCAGCAAGGAGUGCAUUUCUGUCGUUGAGGAGAGCGCUGCUGAUGUGUGCUCGACCCUACCUCAACUUCCAUCAGGGGAGAAGCUGUACAAGCCCAUGGUUAGCGGAGCUGGCCACGACAGCUGUUACACGAGUGUCCGAUGUCCUACGAGCAUGAUCUUUACGCCUACUCGCUCAGGGAUCAGCCACAACCCCACGGAAUACUGCUCAGCAGAAGAUUGUGCUCUUGGCGCGAGUGUACUUCUUGGGGCUGUCUUGAGAUAUGAUCAGGUGCGGGCGAGACGAGGAGACUUUAAUUAA